GCGGACAUGUUGGUCAGGCAGUGGGAGAAAAUCGGGCACCUCGUUUUUUUGUUUUUGUUUUUUAAACUAGCACCGAUUAAAGCCUGAUUUAUGCGUAUUGUUACAACCUCAUGGAUUACAUGCUCUUUGGGAAACUUAAAGCUGUCCUGCGGACCACUAGAGAUUAAACGCAGAAGGAUUUACCAAAGCUCGUUUUAACCAGGAUCGUGUUUUUACUGAUCGAAAUUUGCAAGGCGAAAUUUUUUUCGCCACUUCUUUGCAGCUGUCAGACUCGUUUGGCCUGGCACUCAUUUAUAUGGACACAGGCCUGGAGAAACGAACUUCAUGUGGCCGCAUACUAACAUUGCAACACUUAUUUUAUCACGCACUUGUGCGUAAAUGUGAUCAACUUGUAUGUUUUUAAGACUUCUGAUCCCCUCAUUCCUCCUGAAGCUAAAUUAGCUUAGCACAGUAUAAUCUGUUGCUGCUACUUUUUGUGUUUGUUUGCUAAAUUGUCAUGGACUAAUCCAGACAUCUCGUUAUGUUGUUGUUGUUUUGAUUUUUCUUGAAAAUGUGGCUUUUUAUCAACUCUCGGUCUUUUAUACGUUUCAGCGAGAGUGAUAACAAGGCUGUAAGACACAAAACGUUGCUUUGAUAAGACUAGUGUUUAUUGCUUUGUGAGGGCAGAGGAAGUUAGCGAGCUAACUCGCUAAAUUUAGCCGGAUAAACUCAUAUCUCUUGAAUUAAACUCAUCCGACAAGUAAUCAACAUGUCUGCUGGAGAAAGUUUGACAGCUCGUUUCGAGAAGAUCGAUGCCAUGCUGAAGGAUCCCAAAUCAGAGAUCAACACAGACUGUCUGCUGGACAGUUUGGAUGCUCUGGUCUACGACCUUGAUUUUCCAGCCUUGAGGAAAAACAAAAGCAUUGAUAACUUCUUAAAUAGAUAUAAGGACACAAUCAGCAAAAUUCGAGAGCUUCGAAUGAAAGCAGAGGACUAUGAAGUGGUUAAGGUCAUUGGCAGAGGGGCAUUUGGAGAAGUGCAACUGGUGAGGCACAAAGCCACGAGGAAAGUGUACGCCAUGAAGCUGCUCAGCAAGUUUGAGAUGAUCAAGAGGUCGGACUCCGCUUUCUUCUGGGAAGAGAGGGAUAUUAUGGCCUUUGCCAAUAGUAGCUGGGUAGUACAGCUGUUUUAUGCAUUCCAAGAUAACCGCUACCUCUACAUGGUGAUGGAGUACAUGCCAGGUGGAGACCUGGUGAACCUAAUGAGCAACUAUGACGUUCCUGAAAAAUGGGCGCGUUUCUACACUGCUGAAGUGGUGCUGGCACUGGACGGCAUCCACUCUAUGGGCUUCAUUCACAGGGAUGUGAAGCCUGACAAUAUGUUACUAGACAAAUCAGGCCACUUGAAGCUGGCUGACUUUGGGACUUGCAUGAAAAUGAACAAGGACGGUAUGGUACGAUGUGACACAGCAGUAGGAACUCCAGACUAUAUUUCUCCAGAGGUACUGAAGUCACAGGGUGGAGACGGCUACUAUGGCCGAGAGUGUGACUGGUGGUCUGUAGGGGUCUUUCUGUAUGAGAUGCUAGUUGGUGACACACCGUUCUAUGCCGACUCACUGGUGGGCACCUACAGCAAGAUUAUGAACCACAAAAACGCCCUGACCUUCCCUGAUGACAGCGACAUCUCCAAGGAUGCAAAAAACCUCAUCUGUGCUUUCCUCACGGACAGGGAGGUGCGGUUGGGACGCAAUGGAGUGGACGAAAUCAAGCGACAUCCGUUUUUCAAGAAUGACCAGUGGGCUUGGGAGAACCUCAGAGACGCUGCUGCUCCAGUUGUGCCAGAGUUGAGCAGUGACAUAGACACAAGUAACUUUGAUGACAUUGAGGAGGAUAGGGGUGAGGAGGAGACGUUCCCCAUUCCUAAAGCUUUUGUUGGCAACCAGCUUCCGUUUGUGGGCUUCACCUACUACAGCAAUAACCAGUUUCCUCGGGAAUCAACCACAAAGACAAGUGUCAAAAGCAGUUCGGCUAAAGAGGAUAAGAGUCAGCUGGAGAAUCUUCAGAAGAGGAUCUAUCAGCUAGAAGAACAACUUCACAGUGAGAUGCAGCUGAGAGACGAGAUGGAACAAAAGUGCAGAACAUCCAACACAAAACUAGACAAGAUAAUGAAAGAGUUAGAUGAGGAGACUAGCCUGAGGAAGAGUGUGGAGGCUAACAUGUCUUCACUGGAGAAAGAUAAAAUCAUGAUCCAGCACAGAGCAACAGAACACCAGAGGAAAGCUGACCAGGAAGCCGAAAAACGACGAAAUCUGGAGAAUGAAGUGUCAACUUUAAAAGAGCAGCUGGAAGACUUGAGGAAGAUUAGCCAAAACAAUGACAAGAUUGCCCAGCUCCAGAACCAACUGGGGGAUGCCAACGAUCUUCUGCGGGCUGAGUCGGACACGGUGGCACGUUUGCGGAAAAGUCACACAGAGAUGGUGAAAUCUGUGAGUCAGCUGGAGGGAGUGAACCGCGAGCUGCAGGAGAAGAGCCGCGCUGCAGAAAGCGCCAAACAACAGCUGGAGAAAGAGCUGCUGCAGCUGCAGACCACGCUAGACACCGAAAAACGCACCUGCAGCCAGGGCUCCGAGGAGAUCCGAGAACUGCAAGCUCGUGUCACAGGUCUGCAGGAGGACAACAAGAACUUGAAGCAGAGUCUUUCUAAAGUGGAACUGGAGAGGAAACAAGUCCAGGAGAGAUGUAACACCCUUGAAAAGGAGAAGAACAGUCUGGAAAUCGACCUGAAUUACAAGCUGAAGACUCUGCAGCAGCGUCUGGACCAGGAACUGACUGAGCACCGCGUAACCAGAGCUCAGCUCACAGACAAAUACGAGUCCAUCGAGGAGGCAAAGUCAGCUGCUAUGCAUGCGGUGGAGCAGAAGGUAUCUGAGGAGACCAUGCUGCGGAUGCGGGUAGAGAGCCGGGUUGUGGAGGUGGAGAAGCAGUGCUCAAUGCUAGAGUUUGACCUCAAGCAGUCUGUUCAGAAGAUGGAGCAGCUGAUGAAGCAGAAAGAGAGAUUGGAGGACGAGGUGAAGGCUCUGCGAGUGCAUUUGGAGCAGGAGUCUGGGAAACGAUCUCUUGCCCAGAACGACCUGAAGAGCUGGGCAAUGGAGGCCGAUCGGCUGAAGGGAUCAGAGAAACAGCUUAAGCAAGAGAUCAAUGCCGCCCUAGAGAACAAACGCUCCCUCGAGUUCCAGCUCGCACAGCUCACCAAGCAGUACAGAGGGAAUGAAGGUCAGAUGAGGGAACUUCAAGACCAGCUGGAGGCUGAGCAGUAUUUCUCAACACUCUAUAAAACUCAGGUGAAGGAGCUGAAAGAGGAGAUUGAGGAGAGGAACCGACAAAUCCAGGAGACUCAUAGAAAAGUCCAGGAUCUGUACUCUGAGAAGGAGUCGCUCUCUGCUCAGUUGGAUCUUACUGUGACGAGGGCUGAGUCGGAGCAGUUGGCCCGGGCACUAGAGGAGGAGCAGUAUUUUGAGAUCUCUCAGGAGAACAAGAAAGCUGCCGCUCGCUACAAACAAGAGAUCUCUGAUAAGGACUCAACCAUCAUGCGGCUUGAGGAAUCUAAUAAAACCCUUACCAAAGACGUGGAGAUCCUCACCAAGGAGAAGACGGAGUUGAGUGAGAGAAUCCGAGCUCAAGAAGAGGAGUUUGCAGCAGUGAAGGAGGAGGUGGAGAACACAGUCAAGGCGAUCUAUGAAAAGGCUCUUAACAAUGAAAGAACUUUGAAGACCCAGGCGGUGAAUAAGCUGGCGGAGAUCAUGAACCGUAAGGACAUGAAGCUGGACCAGAAGAAGAAAGGCAGCACCACUGACUUGCGCAAGAAAGAGAAGGAGAAUCGCAAACUGCAGCUGGAGCUCAACCAGGAGAAGGAGAAGUUCAAUCACAUGGCCAUCAAGUACCAGAAGGAGCUUAGCGAGAUGCAAGCGCAAUUGUCAGAAGAGUGCACGUAUCGCAAUGAGCUGCAAAUGCAGUUAGACAGUAAAGAGAGUGACAUUGAGCAACUUCGUGAGAAACUGAACGAUCUGCAGCUCCGCAUGGACAGCUCCAGCGUAACGAGCUUGCAGACAGAUGAAAUGGACUGCAACAUCGCCGAAUCAAGGCUUGAAGGUUGGCUCUCAAUACCUAAUAAGCCCAACAUUAAAAGAUAUGGCUGGAAGAAGCAGUAUGUUGUUGUAAGCAGUAAGAAAAUACUGUUUUAUAAUGAUGAGCAAGACAAGGAGCAGUCCAACCCCUCUAUGGUACUAGAUAUUGACAAACUGUUUCAUGUACGUCCUGUCACACAAGGCGACGUGUAUCGAGCUGAGACAGAUGAAAUUCCCAGAAUAUUUCAGAUCCUUUAUGCCAAUGAAGGGGAGUGUAGGAAAGAAGCAGAGAUGGAGAGCGUUCCUCAGGGCGAUAAAGCCAAUUGCUUGCCCCACAAAGGUCACGAGUUCAUCCCCACCCUCUACCAUUUCCCCUCUAACUGUGAGGCUUGCUCCAAACCGCUGUGGCACGUGUUCAAGCCCCCGCCAGCCCUGGAAUGCCGCAGAUGCCAUGUCAAGUGCCACAAAGACCAUCUGGACAAGAAGGAGGAUGUUAUCGCCCCCUGCAAAGUGAAUUACGAUGUUACGUCAGCUCGAGACAUGCUGCUUCUGGCUUUGUCUCAAGAUGAGCAGAAGAAAUGGAUCGGGCAUCUCGGCAAGAAGAUCCCUAAGACUCCACCUUCAAACUUUUCGAGGGCAUCUCCACGCACCAUGUCCACUCGCUCCGUAGCAAACCAGUCUUUCCGCAAGAACCCCAAAAACAACCCAGGCAAGCCAAGCAGGGCGCAGUCCAUUCUCCAAGCUGCUGACACAACAUCCAGUACAUGCUGACAACAACAUGCAGCUGCUCCAGACCUUAAUUUUCUCAUGGUGUCUUCAGUCUAGUCGUUCUUCCAUGUUUGUCUAGUGCAUUCAUUAACAGUGUUUAAGGUUGAGGUUGACUGUGGUGACUUGUCCUCUUGUGGGAUGGCUUUUUUCUGUUUACUCUGGGGUUUUGUGCACCAGAAUGGCACAUUCUGUCCUUAAACAACUUAACCAUCUUUGGGACCAUUAAAAGGGAAGUUACUGUAGACUACUGCAGGCUUGGCUUUAAAACAGAUUUUUUUUAGUCUGUAUUCUUCCAUUUUGGUCUGUAAGAAAAUGUGCUCUUGUGCACCCCCAAAUUGUCAAUUGGCAUUCAACCCAACGCUCUUCAAAUCUGCACAUUUGCACUCAUUUGUCAAAAAUACCACAAGUUCAGGUUUCCAUUUGCCAUUGUGGAGCUCAUAUUUUCACUACAAAUGGAGUCUAAAGUAAUGUCAACAUAAACUCAAAACAUGAAUCAAGAUGUAAUGUGAUGUAGAUGUUACUUCCUUGUUUAUAUACUUUGGUAUCAAAUUAAGGGACAUGGGUUAAUUUCACGAAACCUGUCAAGAAUACGGUCGGCUCAUAUUUCACCCUCAAUCCUUAUCAGAAAAAAGAAGAAAUUCAUAUAUAUAUAUGUCAUAUCUAUCUAUAUAUCUAUAUAUAUAUAUUCAUUUUUAUUGUAAUUGUUUAAAGCCUAUUUUUAGGACCAAAAAAAAAUUGCAUUGUAAGAUUAUUUUGAUAAUAAAUAGUCAUUCUCAUUACCAUAAUGCAAAAAAUUAAUAAUAAUUCUCAUUAUUGUGAAAAAAGUUAUAAUAUAUUUGCAUGGUAAAACAUGGCAUUAUUUGUUGUACUGCCUUUAAUUUAUGCAAAUUUAAAUACAAAAUAAUUGUAUUACAAUCAUUUUUAAGUAACAUAAUAAUACAUCGAUGUAUUUCAGAAAACAAACUUGUGAAUUAGAAUUUGGGGGGUGGGGAAAAUGUACUUAACUGUCAUGAAAAUGAUCUUACAGUGCAAAAUGUUUAAUAGUACCAAAUAUGGGCUUCAUUUAAGCAAAAUAUAAUUUCAUAAUUUUUUUCUUCUUGAUUUUGGGGGUGAAAAGUUGACCUGUACAUUUUUCGUGAGAUUCGUCUGGGUUAUCUAACUUGAGAUGUGUGUUGAAUUUUGGAUCACAACAUGAAAAGCACUAUAGUAACCAUACGAUCCCAAAUUCAAACUUCAUUACAAAACCUUACAAAACAUACACUGGACAUUUCUUUUUCUUCUUUCUUCCAGCUAACCAUCUCAGCCAUUGGAUUGAAUUGGGACUUUUUGUUUUCCUCUCAGAAAAAAACAACAAAAAAAACAUUAUACAUAUUAAACAAAAAAAUUGUAAACAAAAUUUGGAAUUAACCUUAAAGUUACAUUUCACAAUUUAAUUAAACAAAACAGACAGUAAUUGGUGCUGAAAUUCAGGAUUCACCCAUCACGAGGCAUCGUGGACAUUUUAAGGCCUUCUUUUCUGCCCUGUCCUCUCAAUAACACUGCUCCACCCCAUGACUUCCCAGAAGAACGCUUGGACGUCUUUUUUUUCUACUUCUUUUUCUUUUAUUUACAACAUGGGAAGGAAACAAUAAGCUGCUCACAAGCCCAUGUCUCUCUGUUUGGACUCGGAACUUCUGGGAUUGGGACCAUAGCUUGAUUCCAUGGUGAAAGGGUACAUUUUGGGGAAUUAACUGUAAGAAGUCUUUGGGGACAAUCAUUCUGAUUUGCAAAGUAUUUCCACUUAAAUGGACUUUGAUGCCUUCCUCUGAUGGACUCUGGUUGCCUUAUUCUCUCCCUCAAAGUCUGAAUGAAAAAGAAAUCUGUUUGGGGCAAAGUAUUGGGUACUGUGAGCUUUGAGGGGUUUCCUUUUCGAGGAGCAUGCAAGAUCAUUACAGUCUAUGCAUAAUAUUAUCGCAUUUGUCAUUAUCAUUAUUAUUGUUUUUGGAGGCUCCAAGCCAUAGGAAUACCAUCAUAAUGGCAUCAGGAGAUAUAAAAUGUCAUAGAAACCAUUGAAAAGUCUUUUUUGUGUGUGUUCAUUGGGUACAUUGUUUCUGUAAUAUGUUUUGUUUAUCUUUUUUGUAAUGUAUUGCCUUACAUUUGAUUCAUAGAUAAAUGGUUCAAAAAGGAAAACAUUAAGUUAACAAAUGUAAAACUGCACUGUUUGAAUUGUAAGUUAUUUGUAGAAGACUAAACAGGUGUAGCAUUUGGCUCACCUAGUGCCUUUUGGAUAACGAUUUUACUGCCAUAUCUGUUUGUGUUUCUCUCCAAAAACAAGACAAAUAUUAACUAUAAUCAUCCUUUGAAAACAUAAAAGAAACAUAUCUACCGCGUCAUGAUUUUAUUCGAACAAUCCACUCUAUCGCAUUAAACGUUGUCAACCAAAGUUCGAGUUCAUUAUUAAGCAUUCUGCAUGAUGCAACAUGAUGAAGGCAUGACGACCUACUUUUCUCUAAUCUCAAAAUAUAUAAAAGCAGUUCACUUUCCCACCUUCCCCUUUAAACCGUCUCCUUCAGUGUACAAUAUAUGAAACGAGAUCAUGAAUACCUCCCGAAUUAUCCAACAUGGUUUUUACAUAUGUGUUCAGUUAAUUAAGCACUGGAACUAUGAUCUGUUUUGUCUUGGUUGAAUUGCAUGUUAAAUUGUAUUGGAGGCCGCACUGAUGGAUAUGUGUCAAUAAACAUAUCUUUAUCUAU
Molecule: messenger RNA, 7602 nt
Organism: Xyrauchen texanus (razorback sucker)
Lineage: Eukaryota; Metazoa; Chordata; Actinopteri; Cypriniformes; Catostomidae
Product: rho-associated protein kinase 1-like
Exons: 33
Coding region: 749-4873 (1374 amino acids)
Biological process (GO): cortical actin cytoskeleton organization; regulation of cell junction assembly; Rho protein signal transduction
Cellular component (GO): cytoskeleton; cytoplasm
Molecular function (GO): small GTPase binding; ATP binding; Rho-dependent protein serine/threonine kinase activity
Source: RefSeq, a predicted model, not a curated record